AUGAUAGUUCCAGUAAUGAAUAAAAGAGUUUAUCAUGAGGCUGGCCCCGUGCCAAGGCUUCCAUCGUUUCAGCAAUUGAACGAGACCAUUAAAGAUACAGAUCCAAAUACCGAGCUAGUAGGAGAAGGUUUCGGAGGAGCAACUGCUGCAGCAGUAUCAAAGACACUUGCGGCAGCCACAAAAACAACAACAUCGUCAUCUUUGGAAUCUUCAGCAGCAGAAGCAGAAGCAGAAGCAGAAGCAGCAGAAGCAACUGCAGUAGCUGCAACUGCGGCAAAGAAUAUCUUGCAGUAUUCAUCAGCAUUUAAGAAUUUGGCUCUAUACCAGGAGAGCCAGGCAAUUGGCAAUCCAAACAAGAUUGCUAGAACCUUGACUGUUGGCGGAAGCAAUCCGUAUAGUUCUGGUCUUGGCCCAGAUUAUUCUUAUGGUAGUAAUAUGCUAUACACGCGCCACGAAAGUUACCCUAAUCAAUACUACAAUUUUGCGAGUGAUGUUGUUAGACACACACCCGAUUCCAAAACACCAGAUUCAAUCGAAGAGAUGAAAUUGAAUAGCAGACCAGACAAUGACGAACUUAUGCAUUUAUCUUGUGUGGAAGAUCUUUCAUAUGUUGAUGAUGUGAUUUUGUUUUUAACAGACUUGCAGCAAAAGUGUAGCGGUGGCUCUUCUUCGUACUAUACAGCACUAGAGUACAAGGCAAUGGAUACUUUUUCCAGAAUCAGGAAUUCUGUUGACAUUGAAGAUAUUUUGGUCAAGAUGAAAAAGACUACAUUACUAUUGAAACAAUUCAAAGCUACUAAAAUGAAAUUGGGUGGUGACCUGGAUGAUACUACCACGACCAAUGCCGCUCCAUUCAUUACCAAAAGAGAUAAAAGUCCACUACUGCAAACGCACAAGGAAAAGUCACAGAAACGACAAAAAAGAGAACAAAUUUCCGUCCCAUUACCCACUGGACCUCGAAUUUUGCCUUUUGAGUUAAACAACCACCACCUCAUUGAUAAUUACCAGCACCACCAGCACCAGCACCACCAUCACCAGAACAACAGCAACAACAACAACAAUUGCAACAGUUUUGAUACCGCUAGCGCAUCUGCCCAUGAUCAUUCAUAUGCAAGGAUUGUUUCCCAUGGUAACGAACAACAUACUGUACAAAAUACUGCCCAACAUUACAGAAUAAAUAACAACUUGAAUCCCGAGUUGAUAUCCAAACCAGACGUUGUAUGUCAGCAUUGCUCUUCACACGAAACCCCCGAAUGGCGUCGUGGUCCAGAGGGAAGCAGGACAUUGUGUAACGCUUGUGGGCUCUUCUAUUCUAAAUUGAUUAAAAAAUAUGGCUCUCGAGAAGCUGACAGAGUAAUGCUCGAACGAAAGCAGACUGGAACUGUGAACGAUCGAAGAAUCUUCUAA
Lodderomyces elongisporus is the source of this 1407-nucleotide messenger RNA. RefSeq lists its product as uncharacterized. The transcript is spliced from 2 exons. The record is from RefSeq and is a predicted model, not a curated record. Gene Ontology annotation, molecular function: zinc ion binding; sequence-specific DNA binding. The coding region runs from base 1 to 1407 and encodes 468 amino acids. Gene Ontology annotation, biological process: regulation of DNA-templated transcription. NCBI's taxonomy places the organism in Eukaryota, Fungi, Ascomycota, Pichiomycetes, Serinales, Debaryomycetaceae.